AUGCCCUCGCUGCCAUUCACGUUGACGGCGGGCGUUCGCACCAGCGACAAAGUGUACAUCGCGCCCUCCGGAGUGCAGAAGGAGCGGAUCCAGCCGACACACAUCUUCGUCCUUCCAUAUCCGCAAUCACUAACGCCAGACAACGAUCGGCGGUUCCUCCGCAGGCCCACCGCGACACUCAAGGAGUCCGCCUGCACCCCGCUCUUCUGGAACGCCUUUGACCUGCGAUCUGCGGGAAGCUGCAUCCACACGCACUCCCAAAACGCCGUGCUCGCCACGCUUCUCUGGACAGGACCCGUGUUCAAGAUUUCUCAUCAGAUGAUCAAGGGUGUUCGGAUCGGCGGCACUGGACAAGCGCUGUCGUACCUCGACACGCUCGAAGUCCCCAUCAUCGAGAACACUCCAAACGAGGAGGAUCUCAAGGACAGCAUGGCCGAAGCCAUGAUCAAAUACCCCGCUGCCGCGGGGGUCCUCGUCCGCUGUCACGGCGUGUAUGUGUGGGGCAACGACUGGGAAAAGGCCAAGACGCAGACCGAGUGCCUCGAUUACCUGUUCGAGAUUGCGGUCAAGAUGAAGCUGGCUGGUCUGCCCGUGCUGCAAGGAGAAAAUGCCGUUACCGCGUAAUGUGCACGUCGAUACAUGAUAUUAGAGGAAAAUAUAGGAAUUGUAUUCUCUCAU
Heterobasidion irregulare TC 32-1 is the source of this 678-nucleotide messenger RNA. RefSeq lists its product as uncharacterized. NCBI's taxonomy places the organism in Eukaryota, Fungi, Basidiomycota, Agaricomycetes, Russulales, Bondarzewiaceae. The coding region runs from base 1 to 624 and encodes 207 amino acids. The transcript has 4 exons. The record is from RefSeq and is a predicted model, not a curated record. Gene Ontology annotation, cellular component: cytoplasm. Gene Ontology annotation, molecular function: methylthioribulose 1-phosphate dehydratase activity; metal ion binding.